AUGUCCAACGAUGCGACUGUCCCGCUCCUCCCGCUCUCCAGGCGCUCUCUCGACGUCGAGCGCGACGACUACGACAGCGACGACGACACCCUCGUCUCGAGCCGCGCUUCCUCUGGCGGCACAGCCAGCCCAAAAUUCUCCCGCCUCUCUGCGCCCCUCCUCCUCAUACCCAUCUCCCGUCGCUGGCGACGUCCCCGCCCCCUCCGCGCCCGCUCGCGCCUCCUCCUCAUCUUUGCCCUCGCCCUCGCGAGCACCUUCCUCCUCGUCCCGCUCUUCAUCCAUCUCAUCACCGCCCCCGCUUUCCCCGCAAAGAUACCCUCGCCCUACGACGACAUCGCCAUCGUCUCCCUCGCCUCCUCGCUAUCCAGACUGCGCAAGACCCUCCCAUAUACCCUGCGCACGCUUCACGCCCAGAGCGUCAGACCAAAAGAGAUCAGAAUAUACCUCCCGGAAGGGGAGGAGCGAGACGUGAUCCAGCUGCAAGAAAGCGGUGGUCUAAGUCCUGAAUUUGAGACCGGGAACGUGAGGAUGUUCUUCGUGCCCGACCAGGGUCCUGGCACGAAAUUCCUCCCCCUUCUAACCGAACACCUCACCCUCGCCUCCAACCCAGACCCACACUCCGCGCACUACCUCUCGCGGCCCCUCAUCAUCCUCGACGACGACCACCUCUACACCCCUUCCCUCAUCUCCACCCUCCUCACCACCCACUUCGCCACCACCCCCGACUCCCCGUUCAAGCCGCGCAUCCCCACCGCCAAUACCUCAACGCCAAUUGCACAUGACCCAGAUGCGUAUCCAGCGCCGAACAUGACCAGUGCGGCGUUUGGCCUGCGCGGCCAGCGCAUCCGCCCGAACCUCCACUGGGCGAACCCGUACUACGCCAACGGCCGGUACACCGUGCACGGCUGGCAGAUCGACGCGCCCUACCGCACCGGGUACCUCACCGCCAACGCCGGCUACCUCAUCCUCCCGUCCUACUUCGUCCCGCACCAUCUCCUCCCGGCGUCAUCCCCGCACCCGCCCGCGGAGCCCUACACCGCGCACGCCGCCGUCCUCAACUACACCGGCGCGCCCUCGCCCGCGCGGCUCGUCGACGACAUCUGGAUAAACGCGCACCUCUCGCUCACCGCCCACCCGCGCAUCAUCCUCCCGCUGCCCGCCUCCCCGCCCUCGCUCGCGCUCGACCAGGUCUUCGGCUCGCAGCUGCUCACGCGCAAGAUGCGCAGCGAGGGCGUCAGCCGGCAGGACGCGAACGACGCGAUGAUCGCGUACUUCCGCGACGCGUGGGCGCAAGAGGGCGGCGUGUGGUUCCGCGAGGAGGAGGCGCUCGUGGACGAGGAAGGCGUAGUUGAGCAGGGUGGUGUGCAGGAGCGCGGGGAGAGCAGUGAUCCGCUUUGGAGCAGCUGGUGGCGGAGGAAGGUCAUGAACCGGGUUUGGGCGGUUGGCCUGGUGUGGAGGAGUUUCGUCGUGGGCUUUGAUACGACCAAGGCGCCAUAG
This is a messenger RNA of Gloeophyllum trabeum ATCC 11539, 1497 nucleotides long. RefSeq lists its product as uncharacterized. The coding region runs from base 1 to 1497 and encodes 498 amino acids. The transcript has 4 exons. The record is from RefSeq and is a predicted model, not a curated record. Lineage: Eukaryota; Fungi; Basidiomycota; Agaricomycetes; Gloeophyllales; Gloeophyllaceae.